GGGUAUUUGUUUCAAAAUUUGAAUUUGGUAACUAAUAAGUUAAUAACAGUCAGACAAAUUUCCUUCCCCAGAUAGCCCUAGCUCAAACCCAAUCCUGACCGUCAAUCGAUAUCAAAAACAAAAAGAACCGUUUCUUACUUUCCCUCUCCCAUCACAUAAAAAUACAUCCAUCUAAGGGAAUCAAGCUUAGCUUGCAUAGAAAGCUUAAAACAGUACCUAAUCAACACAGAGAUCAGCGGCUGAGGAAAGGAAGAAGAAGAAGAAGAAGAAGAAGAUGGGGAUGAAGCCAGCGAAACAGGCGGCGGUUGUAUUUGGGGCUCUUGCAUUUGGGUGGCUAGCUAUUGAGAUGGCUUUCAAACCCUUCCUCGACAAGGCUCGUUCCGCCAUGGACAAGUCUGAUCCUGCUCGGGAUCCCGAUGGUGAUGAUGAUUCUGCUGAUCGCAAGGAGAAGGGCUCCCUCUCUGAAUCUGGUGCUUUUUUCUCUGAUGAGAACCCAGCAGUUGCUUGAUGAUGAUGGUUAUGAUUUUUGAAUACUAGUUGUUUGGUUAAAUUUAUAUAUAUAUAAAAAGGGUUGGGGUUAGAAGUCGGAGAUCAGUACUCAGUGGUGUUAGUAAUACUGUAAUAGUCUUAUGGGGGUUUAGGUACCAGGGAUUUGAAUGGGUUUUUGGUUCUACCAUUUUGGAGUUUUUAACCUCCUCUUGAAAUCAAUCGACGGCAAGAUUUAGGGGUUU
Molecule: messenger RNA, 731 nt
Organism: Populus trichocarpa (black cottonwood)
Lineage: Eukaryota; Viridiplantae; Streptophyta; Magnoliopsida; Malpighiales; Salicaceae
Product: outer envelope membrane protein 7
Exons: 1
Coding region: 275-508 (77 amino acids)
Cellular component (GO): chloroplast outer membrane
Source: RefSeq, a predicted model, not a curated record